This is a messenger RNA of Aspergillus ruber CBS 135680, 680 nucleotides long. RefSeq lists its product as uncharacterized. The record is from RefSeq and is a predicted model, not a curated record. NCBI's taxonomy places the organism in Eukaryota, Fungi, Ascomycota, Eurotiomycetes, Eurotiales, Aspergillaceae. The transcript has 2 exons. Bases 155 to 631 code for a protein of 158 amino acids.
GCUGGAGUGGGUGGCUGGAUCAGUCUCAACACUCAAUGCGUCUUACAACUGAUAAAGUCAGGACAUCCAAUGGAUCCGGAGUUGAGAUUGGAUAGAGACAUGGCGAGCUUUAUUCCUGAUUUCUUUCUGACAUACUUCCUUUACUUAUUUUUCCAUGUCUAUUCGUGCUCAUCUUGAAGCUGUUAUACGACUUUCACCUUGCCAGUUUCUUCCGUUGUCAAUGAUACGGAGUGUUCGUUUCCUGUUGACAGCGAUUUGGUUUAUGCAUUGGCAAUGGAUGGUUCGACAGAUCAUAUGUAUGGAGGUAAAUUCCUUGCAGGUGGCCCCACAGCUUUCUACGGUCGAGUCCAUACACAUCUGUAUCACUUCCGAAAUCAUAUUACAUCCAUGUUUGUUGGCUUUGUUCCCGUAUUCGAGAAGUUGGGAAAGUUUUCGGAUGUUGUCCUUGCAUUAUAUUGUCAUUCAUUUCGUAUUGGUGUUCAAUGGCUUGUGUUGCUGUAUUGUUGUCUUUAUUCAUGGAACUGGCUUUUGUUUUCCUUGUAUACAUAGCUUUUCGUCCAAUGAUGGCUGCUUGUCAGGUACUUUUGUCUGCAGAAGUGUGAUUGCCGGAUCUACUUCCCGGCCUUCCUGAUAUUACUUUGUGCUACCACUCGAUCCAAUCGACAACCUGGAAAGACGCG